GGGCGGUUGUGGAGGUGGCAAGUAUUUUAUUUGAAUAUGCACACAUUGAAUUACAUCAAAGCCAAGAAGAAGAAAUGCAUUGUUGCAACAUAAUCAAAUUACAAAAAUUUUAAUGUUUCAUACAUUUUGUCUUUUUAAUCCCAAUCGAAUCUAAACUUUGAUUCUUUUUUUUUUUUGCUAUAAAUUAUGGUAAGCACCCCAUAUGUGAUGAUGAAUGACUUAUGGCAGAAUACUUUAUGGGGAAUUCGAUCUCCACCGGCAAACAAUAAGCCUCUUUCGCAUGAGUCGCCAUACUUUCCUUUGUUUUGCUGAUGAUUUGGUUCAUUUGCACCUGUAUAUCCUUAGUACCUAAGAAGUACAAUUCGACGGCUUGACUACUAGCACAGUAGCAUCCGACACAUCAUUAUCUCAAGAUGUAUGUGGAACAUCCCGUGAAUGCAUGUAGAUGCUUGAAACUUGAUCCUUAAUCUUUAAAUUAAGAUUAAUAUUAACGAAUAUAAAAAGAUCAUUUACGAAAAAACAAGUGAAAUUUGCACCAAAUCAAAAUAACACAUAAAGCAUUUCCUAAUAUAAAAAUUAAACUUUUUCAUUUCCUAAAUAGAACUUAUAAUGUCUAAUAGAAAAAAUAAUGUCCAGUGUUUUAUAUUUUAAAUAUCCCACUAACACAACUUGGAAAACCCGAUUAAACUCAAAUCAAAAAGGUAAAAAUAGCAACGAAUUUCUAAUUUUUUUUUUUAAAAAAAAGUAAUAUAACCAAUGUAAUUCAAAUAAGCAGAUUCAAAUACCCACUGAAAUUCAAAUUGAAAAGUAAAAUCGCCAUUUAAAUUCAAAUCAAGAAAGUAAAAUUACUGGUUAAAUUCAAACAAAGAAAGUAAAAUCACCGAAUAAAUUCAAAUUAAAAAAGUUAGAAAGAGAUCAAAACAGCCAUGGAUCAGAUAAUUGUAGUCUGGAAUGUUUUUUUAAUCGACAUGUAUCAAUUCCGAAUCAAUACUCAUCCCUUCCAUGGACCGAUUCAAACAAUUCAGAUGAGAAAACAAAACAAAGAAAUCGACAGUAAAAAAUGAAGGGGAAGAAUUAGGCUCAGCAGGAUCCAUUGGUUUGAUUAUUCACCGGAGAAAUGCUCUCUCAUUAAAUAGGUAGUUUCGAUCAUCACAGCCAAAACAAUUAUAAACUUAAAAAUUAAAAAAGAAAAAGGUGAAGCACGCUAGAGGGCUCGCCGAUCUGGGAGGAUGCUCACCGACCCUGGUGGAGGGUACUGCCGGCGGCCCUACCGCGUGCUCGCUGCUCGCCGAAAAGAUCCCCGCGGUCCGUGGCUCGCUGGUGGUCCGGACUCUAGCUCGCCGUCCGCCGAGAAGAUCCCGCUGUUCUUCAUGGUUUGCCGGAGGAAGGAGGAGGCUCGUUGGACCUGGUUGUGGACUAACGGAAAGAGUGGCUCGCCGGAGAGGACCGGGAGUGGCUCGCUAGGGGGCUGGAUCGGCUCGCCUCAGGGGAGAGAGGCUCGCCAGUGGCUCGCCGGUGCUCGCCAAAUGCCUGUCGAUGCUCGUAGUUGGUUGUCGCCGGAUCUGUGAAGAAGACCACUCCUCCCUUUUUCUAUUCUUUUUCUCCUUCUCUGACUUUUGAACCUUUUUUUUUCUUCUUGAUUCUCACUUCGUAUCCCUCCUCCUUUGUUUUGUUUUGUUUUUUUACUUUCUCAACCCACUUUUUUUUCUCUAUUACGGACUCGGAACACAAAAGCUUUUUGUGACGAGUCCCACGGAUGGCGCCAGUGAUGGAAACUGCUUUUUCGGGGCGUCGACCCGAUGAAAUCGGUACCGGGUCGGCACCGCACCGAAUAGCGAAAUCCGGAAAUUAAAUAUAUAAAUAAAGUGGAGAGAAAGUA
Cuscuta campestris is the source of this 1879-nucleotide messenger RNA. The record is from the annotation of a GenBank genome assembly. Lineage: Eukaryota; Viridiplantae; Streptophyta; Magnoliopsida; Solanales; Convolvulaceae.